AUGAACCAGUUGCUGGACCUGAGUUCUGACUACGGCCUGAUCUGGUGGGCCGUCUCCUACGUCGUUUUUGUGUCGCUCAACAUUGUCAGGAUUGAGACAACCUUCUGUGUGCAAGCCUUUACUACUGUCGUGUCGGUCUUAAUUCUGGUGGUGUUUUAUAUCGGUGCAGCAACCAAAUUGUCAUAUACGGAGUGGGUGUCGGAUGUCGACUGGGACUAUCCUAGAGGUUGGGACGGUGCUGUAAAAGGGGAUUCUUUUGCAUUGUGGUUCUACUUAGCCAUCGAGGAGUUGCCGCUUGCCGUUGAAGUGACCAUCAACCCAAAACGAGCCAACGAGAUUGACAACAGUUCGUCACCGUUGUUGGCCGGAUACAAAAGCGUCUUUGGUGACAACCGCACGACGUUAGGCUUCUCUUGGGUGCUCGUGCUAGGCCUUAUUGCGAGUUUUCACUCGUUCGUAUUUUGCAUGGGCCAGCUAUUGUACGCUAUUGCUCGUGACGCUCUAUUGGAUUUUCCGUUGUUUUUAGUGCUUCACUAUAUCAUUGGAGACACACGGCUCGGCUCGGUGCUGAUCAACCUUGCACUUAUCGGCGCCGUGAUUUCAUACAGCUUUCAACUGACCUCAUUAAUUCGAAUGCGCAUCAAAGAGCCGAAUAGGGCUCGCCCGGAUUGUAGUCCCUUUGGUAUUCCUGGCGCCAUGGUGCCGAUGAUUUUGUGUGUCGUAGGAAUGGUGUCGAUUAUCUACAGCGGAACAUCCAGCUACGAAUUCCUAGCGUCCAUCAUCGUUGCUAUUCUGUACUUUUCCAUCGGUGCCGUGUACUUCUUUAUGCGGGUGCGGCCACGCAUACAAGCAGCACCAACGCCGAACUUGCGCGAGUACAUGCUGAGUAAUGAAUCGUCAAAGACUCAAUAG
Messenger RNA from Peronospora belbahrii, 912 nucleotides. Lineage: Eukaryota; Oomycota; Peronosporomycetes; Peronosporales; Peronosporaceae. The record is from the annotation of a GenBank genome assembly.